CUAAGUAUGGAUCGAUUAUGAAUUCGCAAACACAUAGCCAUAUAUGCUUGUGUAGGUGCAGUGUGAUCGCGAUAAGACGUUGCUACCAUCGUUACUGCUUAUACUUACACUUCCUAGGCUACAUUAGUUUGCGCAGGCCACCCGCCACAGUUGCUUACUAACCGAGUAAGCAGGCGGACUGUUGAAAAGUUUUAAGUGAAAGAGGUUAUUGCGGUGGAGAAUCAAAACAAACCUGAUGUCUAAUGACAAAGACAAAUCAUGGUGCCGAUUGCGGCAAAAUGGAAUCGUGCAACCACUCCUUACAGAUCUGUAUCAAAUCACAAUGGCAUACGCUUACUGGAAGAGCGGAAAGAUGCUGGAUCAUGCAAUUUUCGAUUUAUUUUUCCGAAAGAAUCCUUUCCAAGGAGAAUUCACCAUUUUCGCUGGGCUGGAUGAAUGCCUCAAAUUUCUGGGCAGGUUUCAUUAUUCCGACAGCGAUAUCGAGUAUUUGAAAUCGACAAUGCCAGAUUCUGUCGAGCCAAGUUUCUAUGAGUUCCUGAGAAAUCUCACCACGAAUGAUGUCACCGUCUAUGCGAUUGAAGAGGGCUCCGUCGUUUUCCCCAGGGUUCCACUCCUGAGGAUAGAAGGUCCACUGAUAAUUGUCCAACUCUUGGAAACAACGCUAUUAACUCUCGUUAAUUAUGCCAGUUUAAUGGCAACGAAUGCAGCCAGAUAUAGAAUGGUAGCUGGACAAAAAGUUUCUUUACUAGAAUUUGGUCUCAGAAGGGCGCAGGGACCAGACGGAGGGCUCAGCGCUUCUAAAUACAGUUACAUUGGCGGAUUUGACGGUACAAGUAAUGUAUUAGCAGGAAAAUUAUUCGGAAUUCCUGUAAAUGGAACGCAUGCUCAUGCAUACAUAACGUCCUUCACCGGAAUGGACGAUUUACAAAACAGAACACUCGCUCACAAAGAGACGGGCCAGGUAAAGGAUUUGUUGUCUCUCUCAUGCAAGUAUCGUGAAAACAUUGCGACCGAUUUGGGAGCUUUGGUGCUGGAAGCAUCCGAUGGAGAAUUAACAGCACUUGUCAGCUAUGCGAUUGCAUUUCCGGACGGAUUUAUGGCCCUGGUCGAUACCUACGACGUUAAAAGCGUAGAAGCACCGGCCAAGAGAAAGGCGCAAAUUGAGAGCCUAAACGUUAAGAAUAAGCUUCUAAAUAGUGGGCCCCAUAAGGCACCCCAAAACAGUGCGAGAAACAACCCAAUCAAAACUGACUCGACAUCAUCUAACAAGAAUGGCUUUUUAAAACGAAGCGAAUUGGGUGAGCUUUAUGUGAGAAGCGGUCUUCUCAAUUUCUGCGCAGUGGCACUUGCUCUGAACGAUUUAGGUUACAGAGCAAUCGGAAUAAGAAUCGACAGUGGAGAUCUCGCAUAUCUUAGUCAGGAAGCUAGAGAUUCUUUUCAAAAGAUUGCAGAAAAAUAUAAUAUUCCCUGGUUUUCUCAAAUGACGAUUGUUGCGUCAAAUGACAUCAAUGAAGAAACUAUCAUCAGCUUAAACGAACAGAAUCAUAAAAUCAACAGUUUCGGAAUUGGAACUCAUCUAGUUACAUGCCAAAGACAACCGGCACUGGGUUGUGUCUACAAGAUGGUAGAGAUCAAUAACCUCCCGAGAAUUAAACUGAGUCAGGAGGUCGAUAAAGUAACGAUGCCUGGAAGGAAAAAUGCUUACAGAUUAUACGGAGCUGACGGUCACGCUCUUGUUGAUUUACUCCAGAGAUACGAGGAAGAUACGCCGGAGGUCGGGCAAAAAGUUCUCUGUAGGCAUCCUUUCCAGGAAUCAAAAAGGGCAUAUGUUACUCCAACCAGAGUUGAAGUUUUGCACCGAUUGUAUUGGAAAGAUGGCAAAUUGUGUCGUCCACUUCCAACUUUACACGAGACCAGACAAAGAGUCCAAGAGUCUUUGAGGACUUUACGCAAUGAUCACAAAAGGAAUUUGAAUCCAACUCCUUACAAAGUCGCAGUGAGUGACGAUUUGUACAACUUCAUCCACGAGUUGUGGUUGCAAAACGCCCCGAUCGGCCAAUUAUCAUGAAGCUCUUAACAGCGAGAUUUCUGCAGUAAAUCGAAAAUUCAUCUACUAUGCAAUAAAUGCAAAAUUGUUAGUACGUCUGCGAAGAGAAGCAGGUGUUAUGGUGAAAAGACGGCAUCCCUUUUUGAGAAAUGGGACGUCAAUUUUAUCGAAUCGUGUGCAGGGGCCUUAAGAGAAGAAAUUAAGUGGAAGAAAUUCCACUAGAAAAAAGACCAGUAUAGAUUCCCUUACUAGAUUAUAGAGAUAAACGUUUUACGUAAAUAAAAUAGAACCGAGUCUUCUAACUUGGCGAUCGCACUAGGCGAUUGUAUUUUCGCACCUGAGUCAAUAGUUGUAGCUCACGCGAAACAAGCAUUGAACAAGAAGCGUGUAAUAUUACUUUUUGUAAUUACGGCAUAUCGAUUCUAGACAGAUACUGAUUUUCACGUGAAAACGGUAUUAUAUGUGGGCAUAUGGCAUGGCGUCUGAAUCAUUCAAAAGUUUAACAAA
Molecule: messenger RNA, 2554 nt
Organism: Belonocnema kinseyi
Lineage: Eukaryota; Metazoa; Arthropoda; Insecta; Hymenoptera; Cynipidae
Gene: Naprt
Product: nicotinate phosphoribosyltransferase
Exons: 11
Coding region: 236-2068 (610 amino acids)
Biological process (GO): NAD+ biosynthetic process
Molecular function (GO): nicotinate phosphoribosyltransferase activity
Source: RefSeq, a predicted model, not a curated record